AAUAGAGAACGUGUUGAAAUUCAAUAUGUUCCUUCUAAUAACACUAAUCAGCCGUCUUCAUAGAAACCAGACUUCCCAAACACAGAAUCCCUUAAAUACGGAGCAGCCUGACUGCAUGGUACCACUUGUUCCUUCGAAGCGAUCAUGGAUACCAUUAAGAUCAUCGUGGUGCUCACCACACUCUGCAUUGGGACAGCUAUGUCUUUACAAUGCUAUACGUGUACGGGCCAGACCUCAAAUGCCAACUGUAUUACCACAACCACUAACUGCACCACUGGUCAGACGUACUGCAUGACAACGUCGGCCUCAGCUGGAGUUGCUGGCGUAUCAUUUGCUUCAAUCACUAAGACGUGUGCGGCGGGCUGUACGGCUGUGAGUGCUGGGUCCUCCUCCUUGGUCUCCGGUUCUGUUUCUUGCUGCAACACUGACCUGUGCAACACAAGUGGCGCCACCAGCAUUAAAUCUGGAGUCACCAUCCUGGCUGUGACCGCCGGACUAAUCUUAGCCCUGCUGAAGAAUUCUCUGUAA
Messenger RNA from Pelobates fuscus (common spadefoot toad), 528 nucleotides. RefSeq names its product ly6/PLAUR domain-containing protein 2-like. NCBI's taxonomy places the organism in Eukaryota, Metazoa, Chordata, Amphibia, Anura, Pelobatidae. The record is from RefSeq and is a predicted model, not a curated record. Bases 145 to 528 code for a protein of 127 amino acids. The transcript is spliced from 3 exons. Gene Ontology annotation, cellular component: plasma membrane.